UAACUCCUCUCUCGCUCUACAAUUUUGUGCCUCCCUUGUUUGGUAGUUUCAGUGGAGAGAGAGAGAGAGAGAGAGAGAGAGAGGGGGGUGCGAGGAAGAGAGAGUGAGUUAGUGAGAGAGAGGGAAGAGAGAGAAAGUUAAAGGGGUCGUUGCAGUCAUGUCUGAUGAGGAGCACCACUUCGAGCCGAGGGCCGACGCAGGUGCCUCUAAGACCUACCCCCAACAAGCUGGAACCAUUCGUAAGAAUGGGUACAUAGUCAUCAAGAACAGGCCAUGCAAGGUUGUUGAGGUUUCCACCUCUAAAACUGGAAAGCAUGGUCAUGCAAAGUGUCACUUUGUUGGAAUUGAUAUAUUUAACGGUAAAAAGCUUGAGGAUAUUGUGCCGUCAUCACACAACUGCGAUGUUCCCCAUGUUAAUCGCACUGACUAUCAGCUGAUUGACAUCUCUGAAGAUGGAUUUGCGAGUCUUUUGACUGAAAAUGGGAAUACCAAGGAUGAUCUCAGGCUCCCCACCGAUGAAUCUCUCCAUACUCAGAUUAGAGAUGGUUUUGGUGAAGGCAAGGACUUGGUUGUGACUGUUAUGAGUGCCAUGGGAGAGGAGCAGAUCUGCGCUCUGAAGGACAUUGGCCCUAAAUAAGCACCAUCUGUUUGUGUUAAAUGGGAUCAUAUUGUGGUAAAAACCCUAAUUUUAUGUUUGGUUGCUUCUGAUAUAAAUUGUGAGGCCUUAGGGUUUUUUUAUAUGUGUAACACGAACAGCUGGCACACCAUGAGCAUCAUGAGCUUGCUCUAUUAUGCCAAGGUUAUGGGUUUGUUAGGACCCUUGAUGUGCGGAUUCUUGGAAGGAACUAAGCCCUUGAUUUGAUGUGGUGAUAGGGUUUUGUUUCUUUCUGCUAUGGCUUUGGUAUGUUGGGGAUCUUGUCUUUGAGCUUCCUUUUGCCACUAUGAACUAGAGAACUUAUAUUCAUAUGAGAUGAUACUUGUUUACUUUU
Amborella trichopoda is the source of this 989-nucleotide messenger RNA. RefSeq names its product eukaryotic translation initiation factor 5A-2. Gene Ontology annotation, biological process: positive regulation of translational elongation; positive regulation of translational termination. NCBI's taxonomy places the organism in Eukaryota, Viridiplantae, Streptophyta, Magnoliopsida, Amborellales, Amborellaceae. The record is from RefSeq and is a predicted model, not a curated record. Gene Ontology annotation, molecular function: translation elongation factor activity; ribosome binding; RNA binding.